UAAUGAACGGAAGCAACUGUAACUUUCCGGCAGUGGCCUGGAUGUGGGCGUGGCCAGGUUUGGCGCACGCGUGGUGAGAGGCACGUGCUGCUGUGGGCGAGUGGGUGGCGGGCUUAACGGUCAAUGUUCCGCGUGGCGGAUGCUUUCUGACUGUUAAACCUUCCCUGGAUGUGAUCCAGCUCCCCUCGGUCGAUGGUACAGGAGGGGAGAUUGAAACUGGGGACCAAAAGCAACAAAAUCCUAACCUGUUUUCGUUGAACUGUCGGAAUUUGGUUGCGGGCCCCAAUUCAGUGGUUCGGUAUUCAAGCCAAAUCGACAUUAGCAGGAAAGGACGAGCAAAGAAAGGUGCAAAUUGUUAGCUUGAGCUUGUUCCAGGUAUUUUGAAAGAAGAUCUAUUUCUUCGAAGUAUGUCAGAAAAGAAAAUUAAUUAUUCCAAACCUGAUGCAGUGAAGUUGUCACAUCAGAAAUCAGAAAAUGAGACGAAAAGGAUCGGAAGCAUUAAGACUAAAGGCAGCUUGGAUAGUUCCUCAGAAGUCCUUUUCAGUGAACGUUUGCACCCUAAUUUUGCAAUUAGUCAACCUUUGUCAGAAGAUGGAAUCGCUAGCUUCACAAAAAAGAGAAAUUUCAGUUUUUGUGAGCGAGCCAAAGAAUACUUUGCUGAUCGUACUCACCAGAAAGUUAAUAGAGCAAUUGGAACUAGCAUCAAUGAGAAAAAUAAAAUUGGAUUUUUACUACAAUUGAAUGGAGAAAUUCAACCAAGUUUUGACGUUGAAGAACAAAGAAUACAGCAUCAAGCAGCCGGUUCUAUCUCGUCUCUAUGUGAGUCAACUGAAGACAUCAACAGUUGCGCUGUAAUUGAAUUGGAUGAGCUGAUGAAGCCAGCGCAAAAAUCAUGCAUGAAACUGAAGAGUGCUAUAGAAAAGUUUUUGUUGAUUACACUGAAAAGGAGGAGGGAUUUUCACUCAAAUUCCUUCAGAGGAUUAAAUCGAUGUGCACAAUGCAAGCAGCUAUAUUGUUCAGUGAAAUGUCAGAAGAUUGAUUGGCCAGUGCACAAAUCCAUAUGUAAACCUGCAAAGCCUCUCAGUCGGCCUGAGGACCAUCAAAGAUUAACCAAAGAGAAGUUGCCUGCAGAACAUCAUGCGUGUUCAGUUACCAAAACGAUGGAGAAAAAGAAAAUUCAAUUAACUGAUCUGAAAUGCAUGGAAUUGCCAAAAGAAUCAACUUUGCAGGUGGUUGUCACAGAUUUCAAAGAUCCAAGUGAGUUCCAUGUACAAAUUCUCACUCCAGAAAACUUUGAGAUCUUGCGAAAACUUGAAUUAUCGUUGAAGAAGGCACUCUCAAGUGUGAAUAACAUGGAUGAAUAUAUCCCUGAUGAAGGGGAAAUAUGUGUGGCCAAAUUUUCAGAGGAUCAGAAGUGGUAUCGUGCAUUAGUUCAUGAUGUGAAUGUGGCACAUAAAAAGGCACAUGUUUUUUACAUUGACUAUGGAAAUAGGGAAACUGUCCCACUAAAUAAAAUUCGGCCACUGGACCUAGAAAUGGCUCUUUCGCCACCUUGUGCGGUGAAGUGUUGUGUUGCAAAUGUCUCUCAGCUUAGUAGUUGGGAUGAAGAAUGCAUCAAAUUGGUCCGGCUUCAGCUUUUACAGAAGUCUUGCUCUAUGACCAUCUUGGGGAAACCAAAUAAUGUCUCAUGUUGUCCUGUGGAGAUCAUAAUGCCAUCUGGGCAAUCGUUGCAGAAGUACAUUUUAGAAAAAAGAAUUGCUUUAGUUCGAGGAGAUGAAGCUGUCACAGAGAGAAAUCCUGAGCGGGCUGACAUCAAGAGGACAAAUGACCAUGUUACAAAAUGUGAAUCUGUGCAGAAUUCUCUAUUGUCAUUUUGUGCGGAAGAAGUUUCUGUCAUUGUGUCACAUGUUGAAACACCAAGCAGCUUCUUCUGUCAGCAGCUAGCUAGUAGAUAUAAGUUUCAACAACUUCAAAAAGCAGUGACUGAAUAUUGCAAUAGCAUAAGUCCUGUACCAAGUUUUAGGCCUUCUGUUGGAGAGAUUUGCUGUGCCCAGUUCACAGAAGAUGACCAGUGGUACAGGGCUGCUGUCAUAGUACAUCUUCCUGAUGAUACUGUCAUGGUGGGAUACAUAGAUUUUGGAAAUAUUGAGAAACUCCAUUUAAGUCAGCUCCGUCCAGCCCAAGAAGAGUUGUUGGAAUUGCCAAGUCAGGCAUUGAAGUGUGCUUUGUCAGGUGUGAAACCUGUAUCUGAUACUUGGUCUUUGAAUGCAGUAGUGAGGAUGAAAAGCCUGGUGAUGAAUAAGCUUCUGAAGUCCAGAACUGUUCAGAAGAAGGACAACAUACUCUUUGUGGAACUGAAAGAUGAGACUGAAAAUUCAGCAAUCAGUAUCAAUGAAAAGUUAACUGCUGAACGAUUGGCAGUUAAAAUAGUGGAAGAACAAAUAAUUUAUAACUUGGAAAGCAGCAAAACUGCAGCAUAUGUGGGGCAAAAUGUAUAUGCAAAGCUUUGGAAGACUGUGGAGCUGCCUUUGAACAGCGUUGUGCCUGUUAAGGUGAAAGAAGUGAUAAAUCCUGGCAUUUUAUUUGUUCACAUUAUUGGAUCUCCAGAUUUGAAGAAAUUGUAUUUGCUGAAUGCAGAGUUGGCUGAACACUGUGGAGCUCAACCAGACAAUUCAAUGUUCAGUCCUGAGGUUGGUGAUGCUUGUUGUGCAAGACUUGAAGGUGAUAACAGCUGGCAUCGUACAAUUGUAUUGAAUUACUCUGACCCUUCAGUAAAAGUAAUUUGUGCAGAUUAUGGAAUUGUAGAAACUGUUCCACUUGAAAGGAUUAAGUGCAUUCGACCAGAACUUUUGGCUCCUCCAUUUCAAGUUGCAAAAUUUGCACUUUCAGAUGUUGAACUAAAACUUGAUGCAUGGACUCCUGCAGCUAGCAAUUUACUCAAAAGUCUCUUACUUGAUAAAAAUGUUUUGGCAACAAUAAGAGCGUUUGAUGGAAGUGUCUACACUGUAGAUUUGAUAGGACAUCUUGAAGGUGCUGCGAUUAAAAUAUCUGAUCAAUUGGUAUUGGAAGGUCUGGCUAAAUACAGAGAUCAAGCUCAAGAUCACAAAAGCUGUUGUUGCAAAGAUCUUCAAAAAGCUGUGGAAGAAAUCAAGCAACAGCUUGCAGUACUCAUGAGCAAAAAUGUGGAACAAGUGUGUAACAACAAAGCUGAAGGAUAAAUGUACUAUUUUACUUUUGUACAAGAAUGUGGGGUUUUUGCUUUCUGUAUUUUGAUAAAUUUCUUGUUUUCACUGCUGGGAUUUAAAGGAAAUUGAGUAGAUGACCAACUCACAUUUUGUUUUUUUGCGUGUAAUUUAUAUAUUGUAAAUGUAAAGUUUUAAAGGUCAUUCAGUCAGUUACUGAACAACAAGGAUAGUUGUUAUCCAAUUGUUCUGAAAUACUAGCCAAAUUAUGACUGCACUGUGCCUUCUGAAAGACAAAGAAAAAUGUUAGAAAUACUGAGGUCAGGCAGCAUCUGUGGAGAGAAAUAAUUAUAUUUCAAGUCAGUGAUGUUUCAUUGUAGGCAAUUCUUUUGUUAUGCUUCACAUUAAAUAUUGCUCUAUAUUUGAGUAUGGUGCAAAUAUAUUUGGUAAAGUGAUUUAUAUGGUAUUAAAUGUACUAAAUUCCUUUUGGCAUUUUCAUCUGAGCAACAACUUUGGUUCCAAAUGUAAAGCUGAAUGUCAAUAAGCUACACAAAUGAAUUUAUUUGAAAUUCUCAAAAGAAUGGCCCCUGUCUUUGCGAAACCCUGUCACAAUUCGAGUUAUCAUGACUAGCAUGUAACUUUAAUAUUAUUCAAGCUAGGAGUAGGAACGUGUACAAAGGAAUAUCAAUCCAUUCCUUCCAAGAUGCUCAACCGAUAGUAGAUUUGCCACAAACAUAUCAUCCAUUAUUUGAGUGCUUAAGGUACAAAUUACACCAUAUCAAAAAUUGGUGAAUAAACAUUAGUUUCCUAGAAAAUAAACCACCCAGUUCUUAAUAAAAAGUAGGAUAUUAAUCUUAACCAGUAUUACUAAAUUAUGAAAUAAUAGAAAAUGCCGGAGGCUCAGCAAUUCAAGUAGCAUAUGUGGAGAGAGUCUGAGUUAACACAUCUUUCAUUUCAUACGUUCUGUUUGGAAAGAGGAGAGUACUUAUCUAAAUUUACUGAGGUCUAACAAAUGACAAUUUAAAAGUAACCAAAGAUGUCUUGUAUGUGUGUCAUUAUUAUAUACUGUGUACUGUUACUUAAAAUUAAUAAUGCGAAAAAUCAAGGUUAAAGCAAAUUCUGAUAGAAAUCUAACACUCAAUUGCAAACUAAUGAAAUGAAUCGCAUUAAUUAACGGAAAGAUCUUUUAAGGUUAGUUGACAUUUCUGAAGCACAUUUUUCCAUAGUGUAUUUGGCAUCUUCAGUUGAAAAUACAAGCCUUUCUUAUGUUCAGCAGUCUUAUGCUCAGUCAGAUGCUCAUGAAUAGUUUGCUAUAAGUUAGUUGGUUUUCUUGGCUGUCCCAUAUUAGCUUUUGAAUUUUCCAUUAAAAGUAUAGUUGAUCUACUUGUGAUGUGCACUCAAAUCUUUUCACAAGCUACAGUAUAGAAGCUGAAAAGGGUGUAUUUAAAAAAAAAAGCUUGUUUAGUUGCAGUUAAGUUGUCUUGUUAAGAAGAGUAGUGAGGGUUUUUUAAAAUCCAACUUGAGCACUAUUUUUCAGGUGCCUUCUGCUAUCUACUCCAUUAAUUAUGUGUGGACUUUGUAUCUGAAAUUUGCUUCACCAAUCAAGUGAUGUCCCAAACUGUUUCAAUUAUCACUUGGGAUCCAUAAAUGCAUUUCCAGUAUAUUAAAACGCUCUUUAAUAAUUGGGAGCAUGAUUUCUGGGCAGUUUCAUCUUCUCAAAUCCAAAAAUAAGGUAGACUUUCAUUAUUAUAAUCAGUUCUGAUAUUCUUAUAGCUUCCAGAAAACUCAUUGGCCAUGAAGCUAGUUUUACUAGGUAAUUACCAUUAUCUAGGCAUUUGCAGCAGCCAUUUUGCACAUGGGAAAUUCUCUCACACAGAAAUUUUUUUUAAAAAUUGCAUUUGUGCAGCAUCCUUUACAAUCACUAGACAUACCAGAAUGGUUUAUAGCAAGUGAAGUAUUUUUGAAGUGCAGUCACUGUUGUAAUGUAGGGCAUAUUAAUUUCUUUUUAAUUGUAGUGAUGAGAGUUCAAUCUUUAUUGGGACAUGGGCAUUCAAGAAUACUAUUUCAAUAAUUUCACACUAUUGUUUACAUUUUUUAACAGUCCUAAACAGACUAAUGGAGAUUGGGGAUCAGGAGCCUUUAUUAAAAUUUAUUCUUUUCUCCCCACCUCCCAUCACAUUUCCAUUCCCCAAAAAAAACUAGAGGCUGCAACAUGAAUUGUCAUAGUUGUAACUGUUAUAUAACUAAAAUCACUGACUGAGGACCAGAACCAUCUGUAUUGUAUUUCUUUGGAAUGGUCUUUUGUUAGACCAAAGGAGAAGUUUAAUAGCUGCUUCGCUUUGCCAAGCUGAGUGAAUCUGUAAAAUGGUCUGAACAGAAUAACUUUUUUCUGACUUAAAAAUGAAAAGAAGCGUGCCCAGCAUUGCAAUUGAUUGUAAUUCUUAAGAGUAGGUCCAGGGCUAUUCAUUGUCAGAGAGUCAGUAAUCGAUAACCAUUCCUGUUUGUUUUAAGAGAUUAUUUUCAAUUUAAAUUACCAUGGUAUGAAUAGAAUUAAUGCUUGGGUUGCAUAUAGUUAUCUUCAAUUUUAGCAGUAUUGCACCAAAUGUUCAAUAUUUAAGCUUUUAGAUUGUGUUUAUAUUUGAAAAUGUAAAGGUGACUCAGAGAUUGUGUAAAAAUCAUGCCAAAUUCUUUGUGACCAAACAUUUAAAUUUCCACUUCAACACCAAGAUGUUUGUUGUCAGUUGUAAACAAACAAAUUUGAACAUGUGAGCAGAUUAGAGAUGAGCAUUAUUCAAGUAGCUGGGUGUGAUUAAUGAGGUGAUCAUUUGAAAAGAAAAGGGAUGCAUUGGAUUAAUUACUGGCUCUCACCUCUGAUCAUGGUUUAAACCAAGGUCUGACUACAAGAAUAAAUGUCUGCUUUGCUCGCUUUAAGGCAUCCCGUGUAAAACCAGUUUGGCCAAUCCGAGCUGAGUUCUAAACGGCACGAGAUUACAUCAUAAAUCGGGAACGAGAUUGGCAUUCUCACUCACACGAGUGCUCACAGAAGAGCCAGAGACUUAGUUUGGGACUUCGGCAUUUGAACCUAUUAAAGAAGUGAAUUUCCUAAUCAAAAACAGGAAGAUAGGUUUACAGUCAUUAAAGUAUGAACAUUAUGAAAGACUACCAUGCUGCAUACUUAAGAGGUCAGUAUUUCAUUACAGUGCCAGUGUUCCUUAUUCAUGACAAUUGAUUUCACUCAACAGGUUUGUGCUUUAGAAUCUUAGUAGCACUGGGUUAUAGUUACCACCAAAGGGCAAAUAUCGAAAUUGAAUUUAAAUAUGAUUGACUCAAAAAAGACGAUAUUUGUAUCCUAUCUCCCUUUUUCCAUUGAACCACUACUGAGUGGGGCUAUUUUGCAUAAAUGAAAAGAAACAGGCUAAUUUCAAUAUUUCACCUGAAAUUGCAACUUCGGGGUCUCUUUUGUCACUGGACCAUGUCCAGACUUAGUGUGAUUUUCAAAAUGUAAUAUAACACAAUACAACAAUUGACCAGAAACCAUUGUUUUAAUAAGUCCCCUUGACCUUGACUAUUAAAACCAUAUACAAAUAUAUUUGAGGUAAGACUUUGAAACUAAUUUGUUUGAUCUUUGUUCAGUGAGUGAAUUCUGUCUCCACCCUUUAGUUAUUCCUGAUUUUCAGAUCUGAACAUUUUAAUUUCAGAAUCUAUCUUGUAGUUUUUGACAUUAGUUUUGAGUUCCUAUGUACAUUGCACUUUCAUUUGAAUGUUUGUGGUUAUGUAAAAUAUGUUACCUGUAAUGGAAGCAGGUCUGUCUUGUUGAAUACGUUUUUUAAAGAGACUAUUCUACAACAUUAAAACAGUGUGGUGAAACUG
Molecule: messenger RNA, 7052 nt
Organism: Chiloscyllium plagiosum (whitespotted bambooshark)
Lineage: Eukaryota; Metazoa; Chordata; Chondrichthyes; Orectolobiformes; Hemiscylliidae
Source: RefSeq, a predicted model, not a curated record